AUGGCUCUGGUGCUGAUCCUCCAGCUGCUGACCCUCUGGCCUCUGUGUCAUGCAGACCUCACUUCAACUGUCCCCCCAGCCUUGUACCCCAAGCCAUGGCUGGGGGCUCAGCCUGCUGCAGUUGUAACCCCUGGGGCCAACGUGACUUUGAGGUGCCGGGCACCUCAACCUGCCUGGAGGUUUGCAAUCUUCAAGUCUGGAGAGAUCACCCCUGUGCUGUAUCGGGAUGUGUCCAUGGAGCUGGCAGAGUUCUUCCUAGAGGGGGUGACCCCAGCCCAGGGGGGCAGUUACCACUGCUGCUACCGGAAUCCAGGCUGGAAUCUGGGUGUCUGGUCCCACCCCAGUGAUACGCUGGAACUGCUGGUGACAGACCAGCUGCCGCCCCCGUCGCUGGUGGCGCUGCCCGGGCCGGUGGUGGCGCCCACCGCCAACGUGAGCCUGCGCUGCGCCGGCCGCCUGCGGGGCAUGAGCUUCGCGCUGUACCGCGUGGGCGUGGCGGCCCCGCUGCAGUACCGCGACUCGACCGAGCCCUGGGCCGACUUCCCGCUGCCCGGCGCCAGCGCUCCCGGCACCUACAGCUGCUACUACCACACGCCGUCCUCCCCGUACGUGCUGUCGCUGCGCAGCGAGCCGCUGGUCAUCAGCGCCGACGGCUCACGCUCGUUGGACUACAUGCAGGGCAACCUCGUCCGCCUGGGGCUGGCGGGCCUGGUGCUCAUCUCCCUGGGCACACUGGUUGUUUUUGACUGGUGCAGCCAGAGUUCUGCCCGAGGCAGUGUCAGGCCCUGA
Messenger RNA from Odobenus rosmarus divergens (Pacific walrus), 789 nucleotides. It is a transcript of the gene OSCAR, whose product is annotated as osteoclast associated, immunoglobulin-like receptor. Gene Ontology annotation, molecular function: collagen receptor activity. The record is from RefSeq and is a predicted model, not a curated record. Gene Ontology annotation, cellular component: plasma membrane. The coding region runs from base 1 to 789 and encodes 262 amino acids. The transcript has 5 exons. NCBI's taxonomy places the organism in Eukaryota, Metazoa, Chordata, Mammalia, Carnivora, Odobenidae.